Molecule: messenger RNA, 1372 nt
Organism: Cucumis sativus (cucumber)
Lineage: Eukaryota; Viridiplantae; Streptophyta; Magnoliopsida; Cucurbitales; Cucurbitaceae
Product: tryptophan synthase beta chain 2, chloroplastic
Exons: 3
Coding region: 151-1053 (300 amino acids)
Biological process (GO): L-tryptophan biosynthetic process
Cellular component (GO): cytoplasm
Molecular function (GO): tryptophan synthase activity
Source: RefSeq, a predicted model, not a curated record
AUGUUAUUACUUUUAAUCCAAUUACUAUAACAUAAUAAUAUCAACGGUCCUUUUGAACAAACUUAGGAUAAUGAAAAUGGUAUUUUAAUGAUUUUGGCGUAAUUGCAGGAGGAGGUGGUGGAGGAGACGAGGGUUUUCGUUGGGGGAGAGAUGGAGGUGUGUUUUGCGGAGAGACUAACAAAGCAGUACAGAAACGAAGAGGGAAGGGGUCCUGAAAUUUACAUAAAAAGAGAUCGAGAUGUACUGAUCAACCCGUUUCGUGACCACAAGAUCAUUAGCAGUGUCAUCAUAAAGGUUAUGGCCGCGAAGCGCAAGGGAAAGAGCGUGAUUGCGGCCACUGGGGGCAGCCAAGGCCAGCUGUACGGGUUUAUCACUGCAGCUGCUUGCCACAGACAUGGUUUAGAUUGCACCAUUUUCAUGGGAUCUGAAGAUAUCAAUAAGCAGUCUUUAAAUCUGCAGUUAAUCACUUCGUUAGGUGCUCAGGUGAAAUGGGUAGAGGGAAACUUGAAACAAGCAGUAUUAGAGGCAAAAAAAGAGUUGAUAAGGAAGUCGGAAACCAGCCUUCUUGUGGUUGCUAGGGAUGAAGAGCCCAACCAAUUUCAAGAGACAAAGAGACAAGGCAUGGACAAAUUGGGCGGCACAGCAGAUAUCCUGAUUCUGGGCUGCAUUGAGAGUAGUGCCUCAAAUGUUUUGAGACUCUUCCUUGACCAUUAUUUCAUCCAAAAAGAUAAGGAUGUGAGGUUGAUCCUAGUCCAGCCUGAUAAUGGAAUAAUGCACUCUGCAUCCCAAAUUAUGAUACCUCAUCCCAUAGGUGAAGGGCUAGAAUCCCAAAGAGAAAAAGGGCUAAAGUACUUGAGCUUUUUGAAGGAGAUAGGGAAAGUUGAAUUUUACACAGUGACUGAUAUGGAGGUGAUGGAAGCUCGCAAUCUGUAUUUCAAGUUGGAAAGCAAUUUUCCAUCGAAGGAGGCUUCUUAUGCUUUUGCAUAUCUUCACAAGCUUUGCCCCACUCUGUCUGAUGGCUGCAAGGUGGUCGUCCAUUGCGGUGGCCAAUAAUCGUGGUGAUAAAAUGUUGAGAUAGCCGGCCACUGAUUGUUGAAGGUCGAAAGGUGAACAGAAAUGUUCUUUUUCUACGUUAUUGAAUUAUUAAAUUAAUUUGCAUUUUGGACUUGGUGUUUUUUCUUUUUAUUCGUGCAUGGAUUGUGAUUGUAGAGAUGAUGAUAUCAUGAUGAUUUGGUUUUGUUGUUGUUUUUUUUCUUUUUUGUCUAUCAAUCUUGAACUCUAUAGUUAGAUAUAUUGACUUUGGUUGUUUUGUAAGUCAAACACAAAGGGGAAAAUUAAGUUUGGUUUAACAACAUGUUUCUUGUUGUGCACA